AUGGCGGUGGUGGAGGUGGACAGCCGGUUCCCCCGCUCCCUGCGCGGCGCCGUGAAGAUCGCCCGCGCGCUGGUGGCGUUCGUCACGUUCGUGUGCUUCGCGGGCUCGCGCUCCCCCGGGGCGUGCACCGCGCUGGCCGCCAUGGAGGUGCUCAUCACGGCGCUGUUCUUUCUGCUGUACUUGCUAAAGCUCGAUAAGAAGAUGAGCUGGCUGUUCUGGCCGCUAGCUGUGAGUAUCGGCUGGCCCUUAAACCGACGGGAUUCUACCCGUUUUGCGAUUGCCUGUUCAGAGAGGUUGUCGUCAGUUCGGGAUAUUUUCAACUCGGUGGUUGCAGCGUUGUUCCUCCUCAUCGUUUGCCUGUUUGCAACGAUAAUCAACACCAACGGUGGGACGCUGGCUGGAGGAGUGUUUGGUCUUGGGUUGCUUGUUCUCUGUGUUGUCGACGCGGUUCUUCUUUUCCAGAAGAUUAGCCUUGGUGGACCAAGAGGAAGGAACACUCCUGCAAAAUAA
Molecule: messenger RNA, 510 nt
Organism: Phalacrocorax carbo (great cormorant)
Lineage: Eukaryota; Metazoa; Chordata; Aves; Suliformes; Phalacrocoracidae
Source: RefSeq, a predicted model, not a curated record